AUGAAGAUCGUCAACGCCGUACUCACCAAGAUCGUCGAGAUAUAUAAUGUGUCGAUGAUCGAUCACAAACAGUUCGCGCGGCUGGUGAAUAAACUGAUCAGGUUUAUCUUCGACGUCUUGGAUUGGCUAGUCUACUUCCUCACCUACUUCACCAACUACAAGAAGAAGGAUGACCUACCGCGGAUCUCCUCGGACGCCCUGUUCAUCAGCGCCAAGAAGUUGGCCGAGAAGAUUAAGGCUAAAGAUUUACGAUGCGUGGAUGUGGUUGAAGCGUACAUAAACAGAAUAAAAGAUGUCCAGCCGUAUAUCAACAGUGUCGUACAGGACAGAUUCGAAGAGGCACUGAAAGAAGCGAGAGCCGUGGACGAGUUGGUCGAAAAUUCGCUGGUCUCAGAACUGAACAACAAGCCACUCUUAGGUGUACCGCUUACUGUUAAGGAAACUAUCGCUGUCAAAGGAAUGAGUAACAAUGCAGCCCGCAGCCGAGUAAAGGAACGCAAAGCUGAAAGAGAUGCUCAAGUGAUCGAAAGUCUGAGGGAAGCUGGUGCUAUUCCACUUUUGGUUUCAAACACUCCUGAACUCUGCCUCUAUAUCGAAACCAGCAAUCCCAGAUACGGAACAACAAACAACCCUUACGAUCUGAGGAGGACUGUUGGUGGAUCUUCUGGAGGGGAGGUGAGUCUUCUUGCUUCUGCAGCUUCGGUUAUCGGUGUGGGCUCUGAUAUUGGUGGUUCAUUAAGAAUUCCUGCUUUCUUUUGUGGAGUAUUCGGUCACAAACCAACACCAGGAUAUGUUCCCAACGAUGGACACGUUCCGACUAGCACCGAUCCAAUGUGGGACUACUAUUUCACACUCGGGCCACUCACGAGGUACGCUGAAGAUUUACCGCUGAUGUUGGAAAAUAUGAUCACUGAGAAGAGCAAGGUUGGAAAGUUGAGGCUGGAUGAAGAUGUCGAUGUGAGCAAACUGAAAAUUUACUUCAUGUAUGGUGAAGGUCCUAAUUCCAUUUUGCAAACAGUUCCGAAUGUUGAGUGUGUAAGAGCCAUUGGUCUAGCCAUUUCCACUUUGAGGGAUAAGUAUCAAUGUCAAGUUGAAGAAAUAAAGCUCACAGAAUUCCAAGAUUCUGUGUUUCUUAAUUCUCAGAUUUUGCAAAUGAGUGGAAUAGAAAAUGUUUACCAGACUAAUGAUGAUAAACCAGAUGAUUGGGGUUGGGUUCGAAUGGUCGAAGUCAUACUGAGGAAACUAUUGUUUCGAUCAUCUGCUUCCAUGUCUUGCAUCCUCUUUGGACCUCUGAAAAAGCUUCUGGAUCUUACUCCUGAGAAUGUUAGGGGUUUGGUACGACAGAAAGUCACAAAGAUACAGACAACUGUCACGGAUCUUUUGGGUAAUGAUGCAGUCCUGCUGUAUCCUUCAUUUUCUGAAGAAGCUCCAAUGCACAACCGCCUGUGUUCGAAGAUCCUGGAUAUUUCUUAUCUUUCUAUUUUCAACGUCCUUGGUAUGCCCGUUACCCAGUGUCCCGUAGGAAUGACAAGGGAAGGAAUACCAAUUGGUAUACAGAUCGCAGCAACACCCCAUCACGAUAGGCUCAGUUUGGCCGUCGCCCGAGCCCUUGAAAGAGAACUGGGUGGUUGGACGCCUCCUGCCAACCCAAAAGUUUAA
Molecule: messenger RNA, 1659 nt
Organism: Nezara viridula (southern green stink bug)
Lineage: Eukaryota; Metazoa; Arthropoda; Insecta; Hemiptera; Pentatomidae
Source: the annotation of a GenBank genome assembly